AUGGUGCUCACUGCGUAUGGAGUGGGCGCAGGGAUGGGCGCAGGGAUGGGCGCAGGGAUGGGCGCAGGGAUGGGCGCAGGGAUGGGCGCAGGGAUGGGCGCAGGGAUGGGCGCAGGGAUGGGCGCAGAGAUGGGCGCAGGGAUGGGCGCAAGUAUGGGUGCAGGGAUGGGCGCAGGGAUGGGCGCAGGGAUGGGCGCAGGGAUGGGCGCAGGGAUGGGCGCAGGGAUGGGCGCAGGUAUGGGCGCAGGCGUGGGCGCAAGGGGGAGCCGACCGGUGGUGCACUGUGCAGGGCCCUUCCAGCGAGAACCGCACUGCACCGUUUUGGAAGCCGCCAUCCGCACCAAGUCGCCCUACGUGGACGUGUGUGGCGACGUGGCGAUCGCUGGCAACGCACGCUCGCUGCACGGGGCUGCGGUGGCGGCAGGUGUGCCCGCCAGCACCACCGCCGGCAUCUACCCGGGCGCCAGCAAGCAACUGUUCGUGCGCUCAGGGGAGAGGGGUGGGGAAAAGAUGGGCGCCAGAUGGAACGUUGGAGGAUACAUGGCGUGGGAGAGUAGCGAUGACAUGGGGUGUUGUGGGGACAUGGACCAUGGGUUGUGUGCUUGA
Closterium sp. Yama58-4 is the source of this 606-nucleotide messenger RNA. The record is from the annotation of a GenBank genome assembly. Lineage: Eukaryota; Viridiplantae; Streptophyta; Zygnematophyceae; Desmidiales; Closteriaceae.